AUUAAAAGCCCUUUUAAGUUGUUUAUUUAUGAUUGUGAAUUACUGUUACUGAAACUCAUUUUUGGAUUCAAUUUACGAUAUAUAAAAAUUAUAAAUGGUCGAGUUUUCACGACGUUUGCCGAGUUGAUGUACGGUGUUGACAAAAUCUCAGUUUCUCGUAGUCGCUGUGUUCGUUCAUUCUUAAGCUGUUCAUCAUGAUUCCAAAGUUGAUAGUGUGCUUUUUGAGUUUAAUUGUUUUUGUAUCUUCCGAACCAAUCAGUAUAUCUUUGAACAGACUCCGCAGUCCAUUAAAAUUUUUAUUGGCUAACCAUGAAGAACCUCGCUAUAAGAAGAUCAUUCAGCACCUGGAAGACCUUAAAGAUGCACCUCAUACUGUUCCAUUAUUUAAAUUUCUUGACUAUGAGUUCUAUGGUGAUGUUUUGAUUGGACAUCCAGGACAACGGUUCAAGGUUGUUUUUGAUACUUCAUGGGGCGAUCUUUGGGUUCCAUCUAUACUCUGUCCAGUUUUAGAUAUCGCUUGUAUUAAUAAAAAUAAAUAUGAUUCAGCUAAAUCAUCAACAUACAAACCGACUGGCAAAAAAUUUAAUGUAAAUUUAGGAAGUUACAAUAUAACUGGAAAAAUAUCAUCUGAUUUAGUACAAAUUGGACAGAUUAAUAUUACAGGACAGACUUUUGGAGAAGUAAUGAGUUUACCAUAUCAAGAAUAUUUGUUUUCUAAAGCAGAUGGUAUUUUCGGACUUAGUUUUGAUGCCGCUGCCGUUUCUGAUGGCAUUACACCUUUCUUUUACAACAUGAUAAAACAAAAAACUGUAAAGAAGGAAAUUUUUUCUUUUUACUUCAACAGAGAUUUGUCAACUGACAAGGGAGGCGCAUUGCUCCUUGGAGAUGUGGACCCUAAGCAUUACCGGGGAAACUUCACUUAUGUAAGGGUUGAUCCAAGAUCUGGCUAUUGGCAAAUUCCUGUUGAUGGUGUUUAUCUCAAGACAUCCCAAGGUAAAACACAGUUUUGUAAAGGAGGAUGUAAGGCUAUAUUUGAUACAAGCACUAACGAAAUCAGAGGGCCUACAGAAGAAAUCCAUCAAAUUAACCAACUUUUAAAAGCACGAAGAUUUUAUUUUAAUAGAUUUAUAAUUGACUGCGGAAGAGUACCAAUGCUUCCUCACAUAACCUUCGUUAUAGGAAAGCAGUUGUUUGAACUGAAAGGACCUGAUUUUGUGCAGAAAAUGAGUUGGGGCCCUGUCACUGUUUGCCUAUCUUCAUUUACACCAUACGAAGGAGGCAGUUGGACUUUAGGUGGUGCGUUCAUGUCCCAGUAUUAUACACUCUUUGAUAUGGAAAAUUAUCAAAUAGGUUUGGCUAUAGCUAGAUAAAAUGAGCUUAUAUUCGACAAGUUCUUACAGUUUCGUAAGCUUUGAAUAUUUGGUAUUUGUAUAGAGUUAAUUCAAAUAAACAUGUUUUGAAGACUAACAUUUCUUAAAAAUAUAUAUUUGUAAAUAUUUGGUAGAAAUAAAUUUUCAGAGUUAUAUAUAAAUGAUUUGAUUUAAAAUUGUGAUCAACAAAUAAUUAAUAAAGUACUUAUUACUUUGUUUUAAACCUUUAUUCAUCCAAAGAAUCAAGUUAGGUUUUAAAUGUAUUUAUAAUAAAUACGGUCAAUAACUGAAGCUUUGAAUAUAAAGAUUUAUAAAGUUGUAAAAUAUUGUAAGUUGCUAUGUCCACUGUUCUUUUCAAAUUAUAUUAUAAUAUAAAACUA
This is a messenger RNA of Nezara viridula (southern green stink bug), 1750 nucleotides long. The record is from the annotation of a GenBank genome assembly. NCBI's taxonomy places the organism in Eukaryota, Metazoa, Arthropoda, Insecta, Hemiptera, Pentatomidae.